Molecule: messenger RNA, 4636 nt
Organism: Cryptotermes secundus
Lineage: Eukaryota; Metazoa; Arthropoda; Insecta; Blattodea; Kalotermitidae
Gene: igl
Exons: 5
Coding region: 1-537 (178 amino acids)
Molecular function (GO): calmodulin binding
Source: RefSeq, a predicted model, not a curated record
AUGUUCGUUGAAAGCAGGACUCGGUCGUGGAGCUAUAACUGUGUCCGUUGCCGUCUCCGAGGUGAUAACCGCUCCCACCCUGUCGACCACAGAUAUAUCGAUCUAAGCGACCCAGAGACCGAGAAAGCAGCCACAAAAAUCCAGGCUGUGUUCCGGGGUCACAAGACGCGUCAGAAUAUGAAGAGCGGCGACAUCAAAGAGGCAGUGCAAGAUCUGGAAGCUGAGUUUAGCCCUAACGAUCAAGAACUGUGCCACGCAGCUACGAAGAUACAGGCUUCUUUCCGCGGCCACAUGGCGAGGAAACAAGCACCCGUAGCGGCAGGCGGAGGCAAGGGCAAGCCUGAAGAAGACCUGAGCAAAGAACUGCAGAAGCUAGAUGCCAAGGUUGACGAUGAAUUAGCUGACAUAGACCUCAAUGAUCCUGAUCUAAAUAAGGCUGCCACCAAGAUCCAAGCGUCUUUCCGCGGGCAUAAGGUGCGCAAAGAAGUUAUACCUAAAGAUGGCGAAAACGGAGAAGAGAUGGCGACAGGACAAUGAGCGGUGGCCAUGUCACAUUCACGUCACGUUACGUCACGUCGUAGCACCGACGCGAUGCCUGAACCUGCUGAAGUCAUGUUAUCCAGAAGCAUUGCCUUUCAAUGCUGAUGUCAAAAUAUACAAGUUGUUACAGUUAUUUUCCUCUUUAUAAACUAUAUAAAAUUUAUAGAAAAAGAUAUAUAUAUUAGACAAAUCAGUGCCAGAAAAUGAAUGGUUCACAGACAAUGUUUUAUGAAUCUGGUUUAACAAUUACUAUUAUUCUAGUUCAAGCCGUUGUUGAAGAUUAAUAUGUUCUUGUUAUUUACGUAUGCAUUGGCAACAAAGCCAAAUUAGACCAGUGAUCUAAAAUGCUACUUAAAUCAUAUAAUUUAUUUCAUUGAGUAGAGACCUCAUGUAUGAUGAAAAUAUACGUCAAAUAUGAGAUUGUUCAUGGAUUUAUGCGACAGCAGGCAUUAAGGGUAUAUGUACACAGGCUUUACAUCACUUCUUGAACAUGUGGCAUAUUUUUAACAUAUGGAAUCAAAUUUGUUAUAGCUAAUUUUCCAAAUUAGAAGAACACUUCUUGAAACUGAGUUCCUCAUCAUGUGCAUAGUAUGCAGUCUGUUUUUGCUUGUUCUGGCUAAUACAUAUAUUGAAGAAAUUAUAAUUAUGUAUAGUAUUUCAUACAAGAUUUGAUCUAAAUUCUACGCUAAAUUAGAAACUAUCAACAGCUCUAUCUAGGAAUCCUACACAGUAGGACUUUCUUCAUAACCAAUCCACAAAGAACAUAACCCAUAUUAAAUGCCUAAAAGUUCAGAAUUCCAUACAUAUGCCAGCAACACUGAAUGGUUCUACAUAAAUUAUACAAGAGAAUGUGAUGAUUAUCCAAUUCUGAUGCAAGAAACAACCAUAUAUUUCAGUAAUUAAAUGUUAUACUUUCAUAUAACCAUAAUUAUUAUCAUUGUCAUUAUUAUUAUCAUUACUAGUCACUUUGAACGAAGAGAGAUAUAAGGUAAUCAUAAAUUUAUAAGAAAGUGGUACACAAUAAAAAUAUAAAUGAUUUAAAUUGUUUUUAUUAAUCAUAAGUUGUGAAUAUACAAAGAGAGAUACUAAACAAAUAUAGACAGAUUCACACAGAAGAACUAUUUCAUUGGUCCAGUUUGGCUGUCUGAUGCCGCAUCCUUUAACUGUAAUGCAACUCUAGCAUAGAGUAAAAACAUUUGGUAUUACAAGACACAUCAUGGUUCAAACAUCGGGUUUGGACUCCGUCCGUAAUACCGCAGAUAUGUCAAGACAUUCUAUAAACUCUACCUCCUUUACCGCCAUUUGAAACAUCCAAAAAGUAGUCAUAGGAGAAUUUUUAUGGAUGAAUCUAGAAAAGUUGUAAGCCCAAUCUGUUAAGGAAAAUUGUUAAUACAGUCUUACUGUCGAAUUUUUUUUCUUCACUUGGGCAAUACUUUUUACUUUGGCCUGAUUUGAUUGUAAAGAUUACAACUCUUCUAUCACUGUGUUGAGCCAAUAGUAUCUUCUGUGCCUCAGUUUAUAUCGAUAGAGCAGCUUUGAACACUUUCAAUUACACAUUUUUAGGGCUGACAGAAUUAUAAUUGAGUGCUGAAUACUCCAAGAUUAUUGUGACAUUAAGUAAUAUUGGCUCACUAAUUUUAACUGGUUUCACUGAAUCUGUCUGUUCCCUUGCUGAUUCUCCAUUUUGAAUUUACACAAUUUCUCUGCAGAUAUAAUAUUAAUGGUGCUUAUGAAAUUUUCAUAUCUGAAAAUAUGUGUAGUUGUUCUUGCUGGCCUGUAUCUAAACAACAGCUGGCUUAUAAAUUAAUUUCCAGCACAGUGGGGUAUUAUUCAACAUAUCACAUGAUGGGGUGGACAACGAGAGAAUUGGGAUUUCAAUCCAGCUCCACAGUUCACUCAGCCUCCUACUGGGAGCUGUUUCCCCAGGGGUAUAGCAUUCUGGGCAUGAUACUAGCCAUUGAUGUCCACUGAGUGCUGAAAGUUGAGUGGGAUUAGAGCCAUACCUCCACUAGAAGACCAAAGUUCAUAGUGGUCUGUAGUACCACUUCUUCAUCUUUACUUAAGUAAAAGAGUUACACAUUAACAGAUUUUACUUUGAACAGGAAAUUCUCACAAUGACACUUAAGGAGGUGGAUUUAAAGAACGUCUCUAUUCAUUGCAUUACUAAAGCAAAUAAUGACAUCUGUAAUUCUAUACUUGAAGAAAGAUUGGAAAAGACUAAUAUGAAUAUAAUAUAAUAUAUAUAUUAAAUAGCGAAUUAUAAUUAUAAAAGUGCUGAAAGUGUAAGAAAGUGAAAUUCCAGUCGUUUGUUAAUAGCACUCCUUCAUUAAAAAAAAAUCUAUUUUGUUUUCAGAAUAUCAGAAUCCACAUGAAAAGUGUGAUGCAUUCCUUUAAAGAUCAACCUUACUUUAUGUAGUCCUGUCAGUCACAUGAAGUAAUUAUUUUAUUUUUCAGCCACAUAUUCCUGGAAGGCUAGCUUUAUUAAUUUUUGUUACACUAGUAUUCUAUCCUAAUAAAUUUUAAGUGAUUUAUGAGAUUCGAGUUUUUCAUGAUGUUCAAAAUUAAAGAUAUCCUUUGUCUGUAAUGUGGUGCCCUGUAGUUUUGUAUAUAAGUUCCUCCAAAAUGUUGGUACCUGUCUACAAAAACUGCAUGACAUUACAUCCCAAAGAAUUGUAAUUUUAACUGUCUGUUUAAUUUCACUGUAACUGUUAAGUAAGGUGUCUGUUGUAGACCUUCCAACGCAGUUAGAAAUAUGUGAUUUGUGUUCAAGGUAUUGUUUUCUUAUGGUGAGCAUAGUAUUACAUUUAAGAGGAUGAUCAUUUUUCUGACAUUGUAAUGACAUUACUCACAUGAUUUUAUGUAGUUCUGUUUUAAAUUGACUACUUAUAUUUCAGAUGAAGCUACAUAACUAGCAACAUUUAAGCAUAUUUAUUUGACAGAAUAUCAAAUUAUGAAAAUAUAUACUGAAUGCUACCUGCAGAUUUGUGACUCUUAAUAAAUGUUUGAAUGUUAAAGAAGAACAUCUAACCUUUCAUUACAUUUCAAAACGGUAAAAUGAUAAGAAAAUUUAACACUCAUUUUAUUCUCUCAAAAUUUGCAGUAUCCCACAACUUACGCUAUAUGUGAAUAAUAAUAAUUCACUUAUAUAUUUUGCUUCUUGGGGUAAAUAUUACAUGAAUCCUUGGUAAUAUUAUUCAUAUAUUUCAGUAUGACUGUGAGAAGAAGCUAUUAGUGUUAAACAACAAUUUAUACUGAAACAAUGAAGCGGUUUUACUCAAACCUGUUUCAGUUUUAUUCAAAGUGUUAUAGAAACUCCAUUCCCACCAAAAAAUGAAGCAAACUAACGAUAUUCUAGUCAAUAUUCUUAUAGUAUCAUAAUUAAUCUAUAGCUCUUAGAACUGUGUAGUGUAUAUCAGCCAUUGCAAUAUUCUGCAUUCAUGUUCACUCAUUAUAUACAGCACACCGUCACUUAACGUUCUAACCGUACAUAUGCCAACACAUUACUGCUUAAUGUAAGGCCCCGUUCACGCAGGUAUUAUUUGUUGACUUAACAAGUAGAAAUGUAUUUUGAAUUUUCAAUUGUGAAGGUUCUGUCAUUUAGCAACAGAAUUUUCUAUUCCUGUGAGAAUGUGUAAUUAAGUGGAAUGGUCAAUAUGGUAGAGUGUGUCUGAAAUGUGACAGUUCUUGCAGUUGUAUUGACAUCAGUUGUUGACCUGAAGAAGGAGCUAAAUUUGUGAUACAUUUGUCGUGAUGUGUUUGUGUUGAAUGCAUUAUUCUCAUAUCAGCUGUACAGUGUAUAGCAAAAAUGGCCUUUGUGAUCAUAUAUACUGUGUGAAUUGAAAGCAGGCUAUGUUCGAAUUACUGUACUUGAAGCUAUAUGUGAACGGGGUUUCAGUUUCUUCCUGAUUAUAGAUAAUAUGACAAUGGCAUUGUUUAUGUAUAAAAUGCUUUUGGGUGGGAAUUCAUGUCUGUUUAGUUAUUUUAUAGAUAAGGAAAAGUUUCAGUAAUUAUCUGUUUUGUGUUCACCAAUGUAUAAAACAUUUUAUUGUAUUUGUUAAAUAAAGAAAAAUCAGUUUUGCUGACAUUAUGUAAAUUA